CUCAAGCUUUCUGCAACUUAACGUUAAUAAUGUCCAAAAAUUCCGACGCAGUUUCACAAGUAAAUUCAACGAAUUUGGCUCAAGGGACGGACAAAUUACUGUUUCACCAAAUUCGUCAAAAGGGAAAUAAAGAUAUCUUUGCUGACUACAUAAUACUCCUUCGAACGAUUCCAACGAAGAGUACUGAUAAGGAAGAACAUAAAAAGAAGCUUGAAGAAACGUGCAGAAAAGUUAUAUAUAGUUUAGAACAGGCUGGUCUACAAGCUGAAGUCCGCAGAGGCUCUGACAAAUUAAUUUUUAUAUUUGUUCUCUGUGAUUUACAUAGGCUAAAGAGAGAGGUCGAAACCUCGAGAAUUAAUGACUGGUUUGCAGGUGUUCGUGUAAAGGAUAUUCAAGAUGAUAAUGAAGUCGAAAACGACGAGCCUCUACCAGACUCUGAACGAUUACGUCUAGUAUAUGAAAUUAUAACAAAACCCGUACAAGAAAAAGGUGCUGGUAUUAAUCCCGGACUUGGCGAUUUUGAAUUGGUUGAGAGUAUAUUGCUUCUUCAAGAUGACGAAUACAAUGAGGAGUGGAUAAAGACUUGGUCAACCAAGUGGAUAAUCGAAAAAGAAGAUCUGCUUAGAUUAAGAAAUCAUUUUGGAGAAAAGAUUGCAUAUUACUUCGCUUUUCUUCAAUACUAUUGCGUUUGGCUCAUUGUGCCAUCAAUUGUUGGUUUAUUUACUUGGUUGACUUUAUCUGAAUAUUCCAUCUUCUAUGGGGUCUCAAUUGCCCUAUGGUCCAUAGUAUUCGUAGAAUUUUGGCGACGAAAGGAAUAUGAGUUAUCCGUCUGGUGGGGAGUACGUAAUUACUCUCGCGUUGAACGUUGCCGUCCAACUUUUCAAGAAGAAUAUUACAUUCCAGAUCCCAUAACUGGUGAAAAUAAACCUUAUUUUUCUCCAUGGAGAAGAUGGUUACGAAGAGCUGUCGCAGCUCCAAUAAUUAUUAUGUUUAGUUUAACAUUAUCUGUGACAUUGCUUUUCUAUAUCUUACUUAAUGUUAUAAUGUCUGACUAUUAUGAUGGGCCAUUUAGAGAAGAGUUGAUGUAUCUACCGACUGUAGCUUAUUGUGCCUUAGUUCCUGCGUUAAACAUGUUUUACACAAAGAUUGCACGGCGUCUUAACGAAUAUGAAAACUAUGAGACUGAAUCCUAUUAUGAAUUUAAUCUCUCUCAAAAGAUCUUCAUAUCCAAUUUUCUUAUAGGAAAUCUUUCAAUUUUCUUUAUUGGCUGGAUUUAUAUCCCUUUCAAUUACGAGAUUGGACAAUACUUUGGAAGUUUUUUUGAAAUAUUUGGGUUAUCAGUCACAAUUGAACCUGUUGGGCCAGAAAGACUGAUGAAUGAAUUGAAAUAUUUUGUUUUGACUGGUCAAAUUAUGAGCCUUUUCAUGGAAAUUGCAUUACCCUAUUUACUUCGAGCUGGGGCAGUUGGGGUUAAGAAAAUACAACGGACUACCACCAAAGAUGAUGCAAGAAACGAAGACGAGUCUGCAUUUUUGAAGAGAAUUAGAAAAGAAGCUAAGUUACCUGUGUAUGAUAUAUUUGAGGAUUAUGCUGAAAUUAUCACUCAGUUCGGUUAUGUAAGCUUAUUCUCUGUAAUAUGGCCAUUAACACCAAUAGCGGCACUUAUCAAUAAUUUGGUAGAAUUACGUUCUGAUGCCAUCAAGUUAUGUGUACAUACUCGACGACCAAUACCACAUCGUGCUGAUAGCAUUGGUCCAUGGUUGGAAAACUUGGAGCUACUUACUUGGUUAUCAGCAAUAACAAACCCUUCUUUACUUUAUCUAUACCAUCCAACCUCAAAGGCAUUUUCAUCUGCUUCGUUAAUUGUUAUGAUGGCACUCAUAUUUUGUACUGAACAUAUUUUCAGUAUUGUUCGCUAUAUUGUACGACAAAUGAUGUCCGCCAUUCCAAGUUCUGCGGAUGAUUAUAUUAAAAGUCAGGAAUAUAAUGCAAAGAAACGGUUACUGGAAAAGAGAGCACCUGCUAUUAAGAGACAAAUAUCAAAUCAAGAGAAAGGAGGAACUUGGACGUGGGGUAAUGAUCUUGAAGAAUCUCUUCGUUCUGCCAUCCACGACUAUAAGACUGAAUGAAAAUCGAAAAGUCGAUUUUUUAUUAAAUUUGUAAAUAAUGAUAAAAUUUCAAUUUCAAUUUUGUGUGACAUUGUCUACAUAAUUAUCUCGAAUUUUGUAUUUUUAUAUAUCUUACAUGAAAACGAGGUUUUCGUUUUUAUUAAGUUAUUACUUUAUAGGUUACAUU
Rhizophagus irregularis DAOM 181602=DAOM 197198 is the source of this 2295-nucleotide messenger RNA. RefSeq lists its product as uncharacterized. Gene Ontology annotation, molecular function: chloride channel activity. The record is from RefSeq and is a predicted model, not a curated record. Lineage: Eukaryota; Fungi; Glomeromycota; Glomeromycetes; Glomerales; Glomeraceae. Gene Ontology annotation, cellular component: cortical endoplasmic reticulum. Gene Ontology annotation, biological process: chloride transmembrane transport.